AUGUCCCAGCAUGCAUUGUUGUCAGCGGGGACCAAGGCAUGGCGCUCCCUGGCCUGCUCACGGUCAGAGCUCCGUCUGGACCUCACACUAGGCUGCGGACAGAGCUUCCGGUGAGUUCCUUUGACCACUGCUUCGCUGAUUCUAUAGAGCAAUGGCAGGGCAUACGUUACAUGACCCAGGGCUCUGCCAAAGGCAUUAGCAAGUAUUGAAAUGAUCUCUAACUCACUCACUACCUCUCAAACCAUUUAUCCUAACCCUCUGUACCCCCUCCCCCUUUUCCCUGCCAGCUGGCGAGAGACAGGGGAUGGCCACUGGACCGGAGUGAUGGGGGGACGAGUGUGGACUCUCACCCAGACAGACGACACUCUAUGGUACCACACAUACAAUAGCCCCAACACCACAGCAGAGGGGGAUGGGAGGAAGAGGAAGGCAGGUGCCCUGCUCCAGGGGUCAAAGGGGUCAGGGAAAAGAUCCAAGGGAGUGAAGGAGCAAGAAGACGAGGAGCCAGUGGCUGUGACCCCUGACCCAGACAGGAAGGAGGAAGAUCUGCUGAAUGAUUAUUUCCAGCUGAAGGUGAAGCUGGGGGAUCUGUACAGCGAGUGGGGAGAAGCCGACCCACACUUUAAAAGCAUUGCCAACAUCUUCACAGGUAAGUUGGUCUGUGUUUAUAGUACUGUGUCUAAUAUGUCUCUUCUGUGUUUGUGUGUGUUUGUGUGUGUGCAUUUCAUACUUUACAGUGUGUGUGUUCCUCCCCCAGGUGUGCGUAUGCUGCGUCAGGACCCAGCAGAGUGCCUGUUCUCCUUCAUCUGCACCUCCAACAACCACAUCUCUCGUAUCCAGGGCAUGGUGGAGAGGCUGUGCCAGUCCCUGGGCACCCCUCUGUGUCAGCUGGACCAGACCAGCUACCAUGACUUCCCCUCCCUGCAUGCCCUCGCAGGUUCCAACUCCACUACCACCAACACUACUCUGGCUGAUUGUCUGAUAUCUGUCUCAUCUCUCUCUUUCAAAUCCUUCUUUAAAAAUAAUGUUUUUGGCGCUGACAUGUCCUCUGUGCUCUGAUUGGCAGACAACAGUGUGGAGGCGUGUCUGAGGGACCUGGGGUUUGGGUACAGGGCCAGGUUCCUGCAGCAGAGUGCCAGACAGAUCCUGGACUCUCACAGUGGGCACCAGUGGCUCCAGGGGCUCCGCAGUGCCCCCUAUCUGCAGGCC
Molecule: messenger RNA, 1209 nt
Organism: Coregonus sp. 'balchen'
Lineage: Eukaryota; Metazoa; Chordata; Actinopteri; Salmoniformes; Salmonidae
Source: the annotation of a GenBank genome assembly